Messenger RNA from Vitrella brassicaformis, 4869 nucleotides. NCBI's taxonomy places the organism in Eukaryota, Vitrellaceae. The record is from the annotation of a GenBank genome assembly.
GGCGAUGGAUGGAUGGAUGAAGGGCUUGCGUGAUCGAACGAACGGUCAAGAUUGCUGGCUGCCUGCUUUUCCCUCUCAACCCCUGUGGGCGUUUGUGUGUAUGUAAGACCGGUAGACAGUACAGACAGGCAGACAGACAGGCCGACCGAGAGCAAGCUGACUCGACUGACUUGCUGGCGCAGAUGUGACGGGGGCGGCGUGGUGUAGCCCUGGUGGGGUGGAAGGAUGGAUGGAUAGAUGGGCUGGCGGCACGCAGCAUCAACUGAAUGAACGUCUGUCUGUUUGGAUUUAAGCACACAAUUCGUGUAUGUAUGUAUGUCUGUGCGUCUGCAUGUAAUGUGCGUGUGUGUCCAGCACUCACUCUAUCUGUGCAAUCGACAACGUCUGUCUGUCACACAAACAAGGAGGGCAUCUCAUCUCCCCCCUCCCCCACGCCAUGCAUACACACACGGUCUCGCUUUCGCGCGAGCCGUCCUGUCCGUCACAUCCCUCCCUCCACUCACAUCGCAUCACAGGAGGCACGCGUCGUGUCAGUCACCUCAUCUAUCGCCGAUAUGAACGACUCCAGGUCGUCGGCCAGCGGACACGUCACACUCACCUGAUUGAUUCACACAUUAAGAGACAAAAGCGCGCCAAGAAUGUCUCGCCAGCCCACGAGCAGACGGCCGUGUUCACUCACCUUCUUGCCAUGUGUGUCGUAGAAGGCCACCUUGGAGAAGUGCAGCGCCACCCUCGGAAUCGACGGCACAUCACGAGCUGCCUCUCCCUCUGCGGGUUCGCCUCCCCCCGGCCCCUGACCCUCCUCAGCUUCCCCCCUGCUGUGCCGUUGUUUGGUCUCCUUGCCGUGUGUGCUGGUGUCGGUGAAGUAUGAGGGGUGCGCAUAGGACGAGUCGCCAUGGGGGGCGGCCAUGCCACCGUCAGUAGUCCUCAACAGCGGGUCGUAAGCGUAGGAUAUGCCGUCCCGCCUAACCAGGCAGCCAUCUGUGUUGUCGUCAUUGCCGCCCUCGGCCCCACCGCCCUGCUGCCGUUGGUAUCCCCCCUUGUUGUUUGCCAGGUGUUUGAGGUAGUUGAAGUAGCGAAGGUACUUGAAGUCUCCAGCCAGGGGGAAGCCGCGUGACGCCAGAUGGACCCGUAUUUGGUGUGUGCGGCCACUGAGGAUCUCCACAUCACACAGCGUGAAGGCAGACGACGACCACUGCUCCUCCUGGUAAUUGGCUGCCCCAUCCGCUGUCGUCGUUGCUGUUGGCCUUCUCUUCUUGCGGUAGCGUGAGAUGAAGUAGCGCCAUGGUGUGAAGUGUGUGGUGGCCGGCAGGCCCUUCUCGUCCAGGAAACUCAGCUUCCCAUUGCUGAGCUUCACCUGGAUCGGCCGACACAGACCAGACACACACCAAGCGCAGGCACACACAUCACAUACAUGUGCUCGUGGGGCUGCGUGAGUGUAUACUGCCUGCCUGCCACGGGUCGGGUACCUACACACCGUGCGGAUGCGUUUGUCGCAAACGUGAUGGGUAGCGUCCUUUGACGGCGGCGGGACGUGUCCGUGCACGAGUGCAGUGUAGUGCUUCUCCACGAGCUUGGCGUCGAACUGCAGCCUCAUGUGGAUGUAGGCGUCGUAGGUCUUGCCGACCAGCAGGGGGCCGCUGGUGAACCGAUCCAGACGGUGACACAUACCUGAUUCAUUGAUAGAUACAGACAGACGCACACACAGAUAGAUGCCCACGGAACGGAUGCACAUAUUCAUUUCUCUCCCUAAAAGUGCGUAUGGUCUCUCUCACACACCGUGGAAGAUGUUGGGGUCGCAUGUGGCCUCGUGUGUGGGGUAGUGCUCGUUGAGCCACAGACUGACGUGCGCAUUGCGGCUCAGACUCUUCUGAAACCCUGAGGCCUCGUCAGCCCCCGCCCCCUCUCCCUCACUGUCGGGACUCCCACAUGUUGUCGAGUAGAGUCUCACCAUCGCCGCGCCUCGGUCGACAUUCAAACCGCCACCAGCCGACGGUGACAGGCCAAGAGAUGCUCUGAGCGUCGCCAUAUCCUCGCUAUUGUCGUCUCUCCUCCUCCCUCUGUGUUGCUGCUGCAUGUGUCGCUUCGGCUCCGCUUUCUUGCUGUCGUCUUUCUUGCCAGUGUCGGUCCCCCUGGCCUGUCGUGUCACUUCAUCGAAGUCCACAGUCCACCCAGCUGGCUUGAACAAAACCAGGAUGCCGUCGUCCUCGUACAAAGGAUACGGGGUACCAAAUCUUUGCUCGAGGGCGUGGACGAGGUGUCGGCGUGAGUCAGAGGGGGCAAUGGGGGCGACAGGGAAGGAGGUGCGGUCACGAUGCUUCGACCACCUGCCACACACAACCCCAUAUAUCGUCCGAUGAGUAUUAGUGUGCGGUGUCUCCGUUUGCUUCCGGUUCUCACCAUGCAGGGGAUGCGUUUGUGGUCGGAUCGCUGUCUCGCUGCAGCUUGAGCACCCUGCACCGGCGAAUGAGCUCGUUCCGGAACAGCCCAAAGAGGUGAGGGUACACCUGCAACAGAUUGAGCUGGCUGUAGGACCACAGCAUCACCCACAGCAGAUGCUCCGAGAACGACGCCAGCUUGAAGCUGCCACUCCAGCCGGGCGAAUGCUGACGGUCUAGUGCAUCCCUUGUGAGCUGCCAUGCGAGGUCGUGCCAGAUGGGGUGAGAGGGGGACAGGUGAGCGCUGGCGAGGGCAUACAGUGAGAGCGACAGCGACGUCUCGUCAAGGUCGCGCUUGAAGGACGCCUUGGACUGGCUCUUGCCCGUCUUUUCGCCGUCAGCGUCUCCGUCCUGCUGGCCGCCCUGCAUGAUGGUCAUUAUCUGCAGCCGCCGCCUCAGCUCGUCAGCCGCCAGCCAGUAGAAGUCCGCCAGACAAGCACCAUCUCCAGCCACGGCUGAGGCAUAGUUGGACCGAGAUAAAGACCACAGCACGUCAGCCAGGCCUUGGCCAGUGAAGCGAGAGAGGAAGGGCGAGAGGAAGCCCUGGACAGGGGGCGGCCUGACACUGUCGGUGCCCUCUGGAUACUCCCUCAUCAGCUGCUCUCCUGUUGGGUCGUCCGGUGGGAUGGGCGGGACCGGUGAGAAGUCAGGGGCGGAUGAGGAGGGGUGGGGGGCAAAGGGAAACGGCUCCGACACCCGGGCACCAUGCUGGGCCAAGCGGUCAACCUCACGGAACAGCCUGCAAUCCAUGCAGGGAGGGCACAAGGGCAAUUGCGGUAAGGUGUGUGUGGGUGUACCGCACUUGCCGAUGCGAUGCCAGUGCACUGCGUGUCCGCCUGUCUGUCUGAGUGGCUGGGUGGCUGGGUGCUGACCUCUGCACUUUGACGGCGGUGUCCGGGGGAAAGUCCAGUUUGGUCAAUCCCCAUAUCGCCAUCGACGUCGACUGCGUGUCCUCUGCACACAAGACAGACAUGCACAAACAGCGGUGGCACGAGAGAGAGAUGACAAAGAGAGAUGCAUCCAUCCAUCCAUCAGUGUCCAUCCCAUCCAGGUUGCGGUUGCUCACGUGUGAGUUGGUCGGGCACCUUGACGGCCUGGUCGAUGGCGCCGUCGACCAACUGGCGCAGCGCCUCCCUGUCACUGUCGCCUGUGUACCAGUGCCUCUCCCUCUUGCUGUACAGUCUAAUAUACAUGAUGGCAUCGUCAUCAAAGGUUUCCUCGUCGCCCUUCAGCAGCCUCUUGCCACGCCGCUGCUGCUCGUCGUCCACACCAUCAUUGCUCAUCCACGUGCGCCCGCCCACCUCGUCAGGCCGCCCCCAUAUGGUGGCCACAGACCAUAUCACCAUGGCGAUGUCAUACGCAUUGUACUUGUGCUGCAGCGACGGACCCGCCAGCGUGAACUGGGCGACGCGGCCGAAGAUGGCCUCGAGAGAUGGCGUGUGCCCAUGCGACCGCCGCCUCGGCGCGUCCUUGUGUGUUUUGGCAAUGGUGUAGAAUGUCAUGCCGAUAUUCCGCGGCUUGCAAAGGUCCAAGGUGUCCGACGCGGCUGAGUUUGCCGUCUGGGGGUCGUACCGCCUCCACAGAUCUUGCAAGAGGGCGUCCCAUAACGUCAUCCUCUCGCCGUCGGCCGACGCCACAGCAACAUUGAGCAGCUUGAGCUUGGUUGCCUGCCAUAGGACGUUGACGACGAAGAGCGGGAGGGCGUCGGGGAGGUGCAGGGCAAUCCUUGGGACGAUGGUUUCUCGCAGCAGACCUAUGUCAGGCCGCUUCUGCUUGGAUGCUUCAGCCUGGACCACAAUCACAUGGCAACAAGCGAUGAGUCAUUCGUGGUCAGCAGCACAGCAUCUUUGUGGCUCACCAGAUAUCUGAAAAGGUGUUUGUCUUUGCGGCCAUCCCGGUCACUGCUGGGCGAUGGCGGCGCCUCGGGUCCCUCACUGGAUUGCUCAUUCGAAGCUGAGGAAACCGUCACUCGCUGUCGGAUGAAUCGAACAAAGGGGAUAGAUCUCAAUCUUCUUUGCAGUGGACGAAGAUAUGGUGCACUCAGCGGUAUCAUUCUUAACUGUUUCAUCCAGAAAGGGUUGGUUGGUUGGUUGGUUAGUGUGUUUAGCGAGCCUCGUGUCUGUAACCCCGGAGGGAUCCUGUUGUCUCACGCACUAAACUAGCAGCAUGUACAUGCAAAGCAUGCACACGGCCUGUCUACCCCUCCCUGCACUGGCACCGGCGGACAAACAGAUGGCAACAGAGAGCACUGGCUGCCUUGUAGAACGUUGACAAACACCGAUUCCGGCUACAUACACAAGAACGGGCGCUGUCGCCCAGCAAGAGCCAUGGCAAGUGUACAGAAGCCAGAAGGGGGAAGUAGAAAAAUGAGCGUCCUCUGAGCCACCAAAGCAACAAUCAGCCAAUCACAUGAAUACACCACCAUAUACAC